AUUUCGUAACUUUUGUUUUCCAUGAUUUAUUCUUCUCUUUUUCCCGCGAUGUUACUAUAGAAAGAUAUCAUGUGAAGUUCUCAUGGCGACCCCUCGAUCAGAGAGUAACUUUAUUUCAUCCAAAGACGAACAAACAGUUUAUUUAGAAGAUUGGUGGUUAAUUAAGUCCGAAAAAGAAAUUGAUGGGAAAAGAUUGGCUAGUGAAGGAUUUGCUUUAAGAGACCUCCGAUCUACGGGUGUGUUCUCCACUGCUCCAAUUAUCAAGAGAUAUAAUAUUUGCACUUUGAGGACGGCUGAUGGGAUCACUAUUGUGACUAAGGGCUCUAUAAACGCGUCUCGCACACUGGAAAAUGGGUUUUCCUCGGAGAUUUGCAGUCUAUUCCUUCUUGGAUUUCCUUGGUCCUGGGAGACUUAUUCUAAUCCAUGUGUUGAGGACGAAUCCGCUAGCAGAGGUGUUACAACAAGUAUGGAUGCCUUUCUUGAGUCAACAACCAUGCUUUCUUCUCUACCCAACUUCUUAAGAGGAAGAGCAGAUACCAAGACGCGUGAUCAUAUAUUCUGUUUUCCUUGUGUGUCUGAGAAUUCUGCACCCACUGAGAAUGUAAGCGCCAGUCUGCUUGAAAAAUGUAUUGGAAAUGCUUCGAGAAACCCUACGAUGCCUGUUUCUGCUGAUACAACAUGCUGUAAUCCUGUGUUGGGAGAUUCUCUGCCAGAGAAAACACCUAUUAAUGAGGAAAGAUCUGCAACUGAGCUGAAACAUGGACGUGAAGAGGAUCUUCUAUGUGGUAAAGAUGGAGAAACUGUGGAAAAGGAAAAUAUUAUUUUAGAGGAGGUUGAAACAAGUAAGCUAAAAAGUGAUAGAUGUGUCCAUCUUAAAAACAAAGUUCUUGCUGAGAGAUCAUUUGAAGAGAACCUAGAAACCUCCACUGGUGGUCUUCGUGUCCUGUCGAAUGGAGCUGUCAAGUCAUCCGACGUCGAUAUGCUUGCAACCGAGGAAACUACAGUUAACAAAGAAAAUUGUGGAGUACAUGAUGAGGGAACAAUGGUAAACAAAUACCAUUUAUUCCCAAAUCAAGAUAACCUCAACACUGAUGGUUGUAACGAGCCUGUCUUGCCAUUGAAUGAAGUCGUCAAGCCGUUCAACAUUGAGUUAUUUGAAGCUAAGGAAACUUUGAUUGGCAAGGAAGAGGGAAACAGUGAAAACUGCAGGAAGUCCAUCAUCAGAUAAGCAAGAUAGUCUCAGUAAUAGCGGCAUAGAAGAUGGUAAAAAUGCGACGCUUUUCAGUACUUCAAGAAGAAUCACCAGAAACGCUCUAAAAAGUCUAGUAAACUAUGGUAAGUCCUCAAGUGAGCAUUGUGCGCCUAAUGAUGGUUUCGAGGAAAAGCAUGCAUCAACAUCACCUAAUGAAGGUCGUCCUACAAAAAAAAUGAGGUUGAAGAAAUGUAUUGAUAGUGUCACGAGGAAUGAAGCCUCGAAGGAUAUCUUAGUACCCAUUGCUAAUGAUUUGAACAACGAUAAUCCUAAAGAGGUCAGCGUGGUCUCCAAAGGCUCGUCUAAGGGUUUUGGGGGUUCGAAAAGCGGCUCAAAAGGUCGAAAGAAGACUCGGGCUAACUUGAGAAUAUCAGGAGCAGCAAACAACGUUGAUGGUUGCUGGAAUGAGUCCUAAAAAGCGGAUUCCAUAUCUGUAG
Papaver somniferum (opium poppy) is the source of this 1689-nucleotide messenger RNA. RefSeq lists its product as uncharacterized. The transcript has 4 exons. The record is from RefSeq and is a predicted model, not a curated record. Lineage: Eukaryota; Viridiplantae; Streptophyta; Magnoliopsida; Ranunculales; Papaveraceae. The coding region runs from base 83 to 1228 and encodes 381 amino acids.